ACUGUCAUUAACUGUCCUCCCCCCCCAGGGCUAGACGGGCGGAGCGGAGGCUGGGUGAUUGGUUGUGUGUGAUAUAUAUUUUUUAGUAUGUACACGAUUUAUCUAAUCGAAGUGAUAAAGGAAAAGAAAAUACGGCAGAGUAAAAUGUUACGAUAACGCAUGUCGGUGAAUCAUUCUCGUACGCGGACUCCGCUUCGCACCUUUGCAGUUCGGUGUUACGAUCGCAUCAUAGCGCACGGCUUCAGACAGUAAAACUAGUCGAUAUUAUGUGGCCGGAACGCGAAAAGGACAUAAGAAUUUUACAAUUAUGAUCCCUAUUGUGUACACAGUGUAUGGUUUCGCUAUAUUUUUUAUGAUCGCGUGGAUCUGCCUGUGGCUCAUUCACAUAAUGGCUCUGUCGUACUCCAAGUGGAAGCUGCACCGCACCGUGGACCGCUCGGUGCCGGAGCAGCCGUACCUCGGCGUGUCGGUGCUGAAGCCGCUCACCGGCGUCGACCCCAACCUAUUCUCCAACCUGGAGACGUUCUUCACGAUGAGCUACCCGACGUACGAGCUGCUGUUCUGCGUGGAGAGCGAGCACGAUCCGGCGGUGAUGCUGGUGCACAGCCUCAUGAAGAAGCACCCGGCGGUGGCGGCGCGCCUGUUCGUCGGCGGCGCGCGCGUGGGCGUCAACCCCAAGAUCAACAACAUGCAGCCGGCGUACGCGGAGGCGCGCCACCCGCUGCUGCUGGUGAGCGACUCGGGCAUCCGCAUGCGCGAGGAGUCGCUGCUGGACAUGGUGCAGCACAUGGCGGAGGACGUGGCCAUCGUGCACCAGAUGCCGUUCGCGCACGACGCCGAGGGCUUCGCGGCCACCUACGAGAAGGUCUACUUCGGCACGGCGCAGGCGCGCAUGUACCUCGGCGCCGACUUCCUCGGCAUCAACUGCCACGUGGGCAUGUCGUCGCUCAUCCGCCGCGCGGCGCUGGAGGAGGCGGGCGGGCUGGCGGCCUUCGGCGACUUCCUGGCCGAAGACUACUUCAUGGCCAAGGCGGUGGUGGCGCGCGGCUGGCGCAUGCGCGUGGCGUCGCUGCCGGCGCUGCAGAACGCGGGCGACAAGUCGGUGGGCGCCAUGCAGGCGCGGCUGCGGCGCUGGGCCCGCCUGCGCAUCGCCAUGGUGCCCACCACGGCGCUGCUGGAGCCGCUGAGCGAGUGCCUGCCGCUGGGUGCGGGCGCGGCGUGGGCGGCCGGCCGCCUGCUGGGCGCCGAGCCGCUGCCCUUCUUCCUGGUGCACGUGCUGCUGUGGUUCCUGUCGGACUGGCUCAUGCUGCGCUCGGUGCAGAACGGCGCGCCGCCCUUCAGCAAGGUGGAGUUCCUGCUGGCGUGGGUGUGGAGCGAGUGCUGCGCGCCGCUGGUGCUGGCGGCCGCGCUGCUGCACCCGCAGAUCUCGUGGCGGACUCGCAGUUACCGGCUGGACUGGGGCGGGCGGGCCCACGAGCUCAAACCCAAGCUCAAGUUCUGAGCCCCGUCCCCUCUGUUUGUGGAAAGCUUUAAUUUGAUGUGCAUAGUUUACAUUAUGUGUGGGAAGUGGGCACCGAGUGCCGCUUCCAGAGUGUCUGUGGUUAUACUUUAGCAUGUUGACAUUUUUAAUUUAUAGUUUAGAACUGAUCCAUGGUACUUGUUGUUUUUGUUUUAGAGUUUUGUAUGUUUAUAGAUGAAAGGUUUGUUGUGUAUAUAAUUUUGUAUUUGUAGAUUACUGCUACAAUUGAUCUGCCAUAUUGAUUUUAGUUCAUUUGAUUAUGUACAUAUUAAUAUUAACAGCAGGUGAGCUAAUGAUAAAUUGUAUGAUAACAGAAUGUGAUUCAUGACCUUAUCGUCUAGUGUAGUGUGCAUGGAGUUCUAUCAAUUACUUAUUCAGAGUGUGAGUCAUAUGUUUUGUAAUGCAACUCCUUUUAGUAAGAUGGGAAGUUUGAAUGACUGACUCACUGCAAAGUGCCCUAACCUCAUUAUAAAUAUGUGUUAAUUUUAAGACAAAGAAUCACUUAUAUUUUUGUUGCAUACAAAAACUUAAAAGUACAAUAAAAUCAUCCUCAGUAUGUUCUAUUGCAAAUUGUUACCUCUUCUUAUUUAAAAUCUUUGACUAAUUCUGAAACAUUAUAAUAUUACUGUAUUAAAAAUGACUGCAACAUUCUAAAUAUUGAACAGGGUUUUAACCUCUCUAUUGUAAUAGCUUUGUAAAGUGCACUGUGAAUAUUUUUAUUUUUGAUUAUGUGCCUUCGGCCUUGGGGCAUGAAGUUUUUUUCAUCCAAACUGUUCAGGUCUGAAAAGGGACCAAAUAAGGUUGAAAAUUAUUUUGUAAACAUAGUUAUUGAGAGAAAGUGUGAAAAUAGUUUUUGGUCAUUUAUUAUUUACACCGAAUGGUGGCAGAGAGAAAAGACUGGAAUUUACCCAAACGUCUGAAGGCACUUUUUGUUGUGAUUUUAGUACACAAGUUUAUUUUUUUCUUUUUUAUUUUUUGAUAUUUUUAUGUGCCAUGUUGAUAAAACUGGUUUGCUUUUGUAAAGAGACAUAAAGCACAAUCUUGUUUUACAUCACUCAAAUGCUUUUGUGGUUAUGAAAGUUGUGAAGGUUGUAUUGUCAUCAUCUGAAUCAACAAUAAUAUAUCCAGAAGUUUUGGUUGUCUGACUACCAAAAGAUGGUGGUUUUACAUAUUAUGUAUGUAUUAAAACAAUGGCCCCAUAAAAUACGCAUAGAUUCAUAAAGACAUACAGGGUGCUCUGGACUAUUUCUCAUAACUCUAGGGUUAUAUUCUUUAGGGAAAAUUAAUUAACAAUGUCUAAGGAAAUGUGUUCUAAAAUGAAUACUUUCGGAGUAAAAAUUAUUUCUUUUGUAAAUAUAUUUUAAAUUGUGUCCCACAAACCUAUUAUGACAUAGCUAAACUUAUAAAUUGAUAAAUAUCAUGAAGUAGCUUACUAGUAAAGUGCCGAGACAGUCUGACCACUAUGAUUAUGUAUUUUAAAAUGCAAGCACAGAUAAAAGUGUUACAUGGAUAGUUGGUACUAUUUGAAUUGCUUUGUAUGAAAACAUAAACAGUUUUUUUUUAGUUGAAAAAAAUUAGUUAUGCAGUUCAGCUCCUAUAAAUGGACUUGUCCUAUAAUUAACCUUGAAGUUAUGGGAAAAACUCCACAACACUCUGUAUAUUCACAUUUGUGUUUGCUAUGUAUUCUAAAUUUUUAAACAACAUUUUUAUAUUCAGCAGGGGAGUUCGAAUGGAUAUAAUCGAUAUUUUAUUAUCCAAAUAUAACAAAAAUAAUUCUAGUUAUUUUAAUAGCUUUGACUGUUAAAAAUAGCAGAUCUUUAAAAACAAAAUGACAAGUUAUUUUCUAAAAAAAAUUCUAUUUGCAAAUGACAAUACAACAUUCCAAAGUCAGACUCCCUUCCUUCUCUGCUGCAAAUGUUGCUCAGAAUCAUAAACAAAGUAUACUAUAGUGUACUAUAGUCGAAGAGCUGGCAGGAACUUAUUGGAGCACAGAUUAUAAAAACAAACAUGGCUAAAAUUAGAUAGCAGUGUUUUGUAAUUUAUACAUUUUAUUUAUUAGUUAAUAUAUGUUUACAUUACGCAAAACCAAACUUAACCAUUGUGCAACACAAACCACAGGUGGUUUUACUGUGCACUGGUAAAUAUUUUAAAAUAGUUUACUUGUGAUUCGUAAAAUUCUAAUGGUAUUGCAUUUUUUCUAAAUUACUGAACUAUAGCUGUGAUAGCCCAGUGUAUAUGACCUCUGCCUCCGAUUCCGGAGGGUGUGGGUUCGAAUCCGGUCCUGGGCAUGCACCUCCAACUUAUCAGUUGUGUGCAUUUUAAGAAAUUAAAUAUCACGUGUCUCAAACGGUGAAGGAAAACAUUCCUCACAGUCCUCAUUCAUUCAUUAAUUCAUGAAGAAAUCUGCAUAGCAGAGAAUUUUUUUAAUUCUCUGCGUGUGUGAAGUCUGUUAAAGCGUGGUGGACUAUCGGCCCAACCCCUCUGAGAGGAGACUCGAGCUCAGCAAUGAGUCGAAUAUGGGUUGAUAUUGAUUGAUUAAAUUGAACUAUGUUAUCUAAAGACAGUAGACAAUUUCAGCACUAAAAUCUUACUUCAAGUCAUUUAGAGCUGCAGUUGUCAAAGAUAGAAGUUAAGUUGAGAAAUGAGAGAUGAGUUGACCACUGUCCACAAACUUAUUUUGGUUGUUAUAAAGACGACAAAAUUAAAUUUAAACACAACUGCUUACUUGAUUAACUACACUUAUGAUAAUAUGCAAAUACAUAUUAUGUAUCUUGAUAUAUUAGAUUGUGUAUUUAUACUUUAAGUUAAGUGUUAUAAUAAACAUUCGUCUAUAUUAUUCAUAGACAUUUUCAAAUGGAUAUUUUUUCUCUUUUACGUUCUACAAUCCUGCUCGUUCCUGUUGCUUCAUUUUUAUUGAGUACACUCUUUAAUUUGCCGCCGUCUCUUCGACUAUAAGAUAACAAAAGAUAAAAUAAUAAAUUAAUGUCUGCGAUAUAUCUGAGUUUAUUGUUCUACCCAGUAGAAUAGCUUUCCAGCUACUUAUUACAAUUAUUAGUUUUUCGUCCAAUAUAUAUACCUACAAAUUGUUCAUAAGAAUAUUUUUUUUAAGUUACGUUCUUACAAUCAACUUUUAUUGAAGAGUUAAUUUUAUUAUUGAAAGUGGUUACUUGCACUAAACGGAAUUUUUUAAAUAGUAGAAAAACAUCAGAUCUUUGGAUUUCAGAACUAAAAUAUUGAUGACGGAAAAUGUAUGAUGGAUAGAGAGAAACCUACAUAUAGGUUACUGGUUACCUACUACUAGCUUACUACUUAGUAGUAGGUUCUAGGUUGAGCUUUCUUUCUGUGACAAGUAGGGUUGCCAACCGUACUAAUUACUUUAAUAUAUAGUAUAUUUUGGAUCAGCGUACUAUAUACUGUUGAAGAAAUAUACAAAACGCAAAAAUACUAUAUUUAUUUACGUUAUUUUUCGAUAGAAGCAAUCAACGAUAUUAAAUUUAUAAAAGCAAUUUAUGUGUAACAUAUCCGAACGUGUCUGUCUUAAUGUUGGUUUUCAUUAAUUUUAAAAUUAAAUGUGAUAAAUAAACCAUGUGGCACUCUCAUUUUAGACAAAAUUUUUGAAAAGUGCAACAAAUGCCAAUUGAUAAUAAAAAUAGUUUUUAUAACAAUAAAUAGGCAACAAAUAUAAUUAUCUUAGUCUAUUUUUUGCUUAUUUUAUAAUAAUACUAUAUAAUACGAUGGUUUGCUUAUUCCAUACGUUGGCAACCCUAGUGAAAAGUCAUGUCAAAUUUCAUUUAUUUCAAUUAGGCUGACAGCUGCCAGUAUACUGCUCAAAAGGGAAUGCCCACCCCCCGGUUCUACCUAACUAACCACCAAUUUACAUAAAAUAUCUAAAAAAAUCUUUGUAAUUCUACUUCGAAGUCAUUAUUUUAUCAAAAAAAUUUGUUGACCAUACAGCAUGAGUUAUACGACAUUUUUUGAAGACAUAAGAUUGGUUCGUUUCUUCGUUUUCAUCUCCAUAUAUUUUUAUUCAGGGGUAUACAUGGGUUACCGUGACCGGUGGUGGGCAUUUUGCCCUUUCGCCACCCUUACUCCUGAAUCUCUGAAAUUCGAUACAUUAGUUCACAAUCAUAGUGAUAAUUUUAUUUUAUUUCUGUCAAUUAAAUUGCAACUUUAGUAUUUUAAUACUGUACAAGUAUUAAAAUAUACAAGUACGUACAGUAGGAUUAAAAUAUUAAAAUUUUCGUUAUCAAAA
Molecule: messenger RNA, 5771 nt
Organism: Bicyclus anynana (squinting bush brown)
Lineage: Eukaryota; Metazoa; Arthropoda; Insecta; Lepidoptera; Nymphalidae
Gene: GlcT
Product: ceramide glucosyltransferase
Exons: 1
Coding region: 308-1501 (397 amino acids)
Biological process (GO): glucosylceramide biosynthetic process
Cellular component (GO): membrane
Molecular function (GO): ceramide glucosyltransferase activity
Source: RefSeq, a predicted model, not a curated record